UCCCGCGCGAAACAUAGCGCGGAUAACAUUUUAGUUACGAUCAAAAGUUACGUUCGAAAGUUAUGAAAACUGUUUAACUGUAGCUGCCAAGUUUUGUUUUACACCAGCUGAAUAAAGAUCACAUCAAAAUGGGUGGAACAUCCAGGACUUGUCUUUUCUUCAUCACCAUGCACUUAAUUUACGCGGCGUCAUCGCAAGACAUCGAGAAGCGUGUACCCAAAGGUUUUCUGGGCAUGAGAGGCAAGAAAUACGACUCAGGCUCAACAGAACAGUUCUAUAAACGGAAACCACAGUUCUUCGUCGGUGUCAAAGGGAAGAAGAACUUCUUAGAGGCUUUAGAGAACUACGAGUAUAAACGAGCGCCAAUGGGCUUUGUUGGUAUGAGAGGGAAGAAGGAGUCGUACAUCCCUGACAUGUAUUACCCAGAUAGUUAUGAAUACGUUCCAAAGAGAGACGGCUCCCUGAUUGGUCAGAUCGACUACGCUUCCAGCGAUGAAAGAAAUAAACUUGACGAAAAUGAAUUCCCAAUUCUAAAUGAUGUCCUCACGCAAUAUUUACAGAAACUUGAACGGCCCGAACCUAUGACUGCAGCGACUAUCGACGAUGACUUAUCCAGCGAGAGGAUUACGAAUGAGGUGGACAAAAGGGCAGCCAACAUGCACCAGUUUUAUGGUGUGAGAGGAAAGAAGUCGGUGCAAGAGAAACGACCUUAUGAUUUGACGUUUCGCGGCAAAUUCAUUGGGGUACGCGGCAAAAAAGACGUUAAGACCAGUGGCGCGCAAGAAUUAAAGUUUUUACUGAACGGCCCGUGGCCCAAGAGGAAGGCGCAAAUGGGAUUCUUUGGGAUGCGAGGCAAAAAGUGGAUCGACGAAGCGAGCCCUGAAAUGGAAACGCCUAACUAAGUGUCUUCACUACAUUUGAAUAAUUAUGCAGUCUUCUUAAAUCCUGUUAAGAUAUCUACAUAUCCUUAUAACAUAAUGGAUUCCUUGCCAAUUUAAAUAUAAGUGGCUUAUUCUAACGUUGCAUCGUUGGAUAAGUUUUAUCUAGUCAGCAUACUGCGUAGGAGCAAAUUAAAUUACAAAUUUGUUAGGUUGCGAUCACAUGCACUGGCCAAUUAUUGCGGCAAAAAUACAGUUCGCCAAAACCAAAAUGUGAGAAACAAUAUAUAGCUGUCAAGACAUUUGCGCGGGAUCUUAAUUUCAACUGUUAAUGAAUUUAGUCAAUUAUAGAAAUAUGUUUAUCACUAAUAUGGUAAUUUCUGUCAUCUACUUCUCUGAAACUUGGUUCAAAGGAAAUUGUUGGUUUGCAUUUCUCACACGCACGUCAUUUAAAUAGAACAUGUAUUUAGUAAAUAUUCAUUACUAUAUCUAUAGUUAUAACAAUAUUUAAUGUUUUUAUUCUAUGUCAAAACUUUAAUAGUUUAGUCACAAAUGUGGUCGCAGCCUAAUAAGUGUUUAUUUUUAUAAUUUAAUCUAUGUUUCUUUUUACUAGAUUUUUCUAUUGUCUCUGUAUAAGCAAAUAAAAAAGUUUAUCUAGUUGUUAAAAAAAAGUCAGCGACUCGAGUAGGCGUUAAGUAGAUAGUUUUGAGAGUAAUUUUCAAAAAUGUUGGUUCUUACUUUUUGUAUUCAUAAAAUUGCUAUCUUGCAAAUUAUAUUUACUACAAAAAGAUAUA
This is a messenger RNA of Achroia grisella, 1672 nucleotides long. RefSeq names its product tachykinins-like (gene Tk). Lineage: Eukaryota; Metazoa; Arthropoda; Insecta; Lepidoptera; Pyralidae. The coding region runs from base 129 to 902 and encodes 257 amino acids. The transcript has 3 exons. The record is from RefSeq and is a predicted model, not a curated record.